This is a messenger RNA of Haemonchus placei, 810 nucleotides long. The record is from the annotation of a GenBank genome assembly. NCBI's taxonomy places the organism in Eukaryota, Metazoa, Nematoda, Chromadorea, Rhabditida, Trichostrongylidae.
AUGAUGUGCCCACGUGCGGACAAUCGAUUCUUCUCGGCCCCACUCAAUCCCUACCCUGUGCUCUUCGUCGGCGACUCACUUGUGCUGCUGAUUCGAGUGAAAUAUGCCUUCUGGGAGUCGCAAAAGGAAAGCGACGGUAGUGCCAACCGAAGAGAUGUUCUAGUCGUUCGUCGCAUAAGCGGCUUCACAACUGCUGAAGAUCUAGUAUCCAGAUUGGAAAAGGCUAUCGAAACAGUACGGGUGGAUCUUAAAGAUCUCCGUGAGCAAAGGGACAAGCUCAUCGAAGACCGUCGCCUGAUGCAGGAACAAGAAAAGGCGUACAGGGAAAGUAUUGAAAGAGAUAAACAAAAAAUGUUGGAAGCUAAAAAAGCUAUACAAGAGAAACAAGAAGCUGACGAAAGGAAAAAACAGAAACAGAGAGAGGAAAUGGAGAGGAGAAAACUAAUUGCCUGUCAACGCGAAAAUUUGCGAUUGCAAGUGGAUGAAUCGCCUGUUUCUGGUACAACUGUCCAUGUACAGGUCAGGUUCCCGUCUGGCAAGAAGUUCUCAAAGAAGUUUGCUGUUGAUGACAGCUUAGAGAAGUUAUUUACCGCAAUACUGUGCUAUGAAAAUUGCCCAGACUUCUUCACUGUCUCUGCCGGAUAUCCUCGAACUCAAGUCAAUUGCGCUCCAGAGUGGUACUACAUAGUGCUAUCCGAACAGUUGCUUGCGGAAGGUCUGGCUCCGUACAAGUUCAAACCGCCACUGACCUUCCGUGCAGCUGGUUUCGCUAAACCAACUGGCGUCUUUGUGAAUGCUUAUGGAUCAUGA